CUCUCCCUCUCUUUCUAUAAAUAACUCCACUUGAUUCUCUCAUUCUCUCUAACUCUUCAUCAUAUAUUUUUGUUUGACCAGAAAAAACUCCAUUAAUUCAUUCUCACUCUCAUACUCUCACUCUCACCAGGAGCUAGCUACCUACUAAUUAAGCUCAGUAGUCGAAGAAGGAAGGAGUCGUCGUGGUCUUGAACUAAUAACCAGUACCGACAUUGUUGUCAGUCUCUCUUCUGAUCGAAAACAGAAAAGUAGGGAGAAAAUUUUAUUAAAGAAAGAUUAUCAAUAAAGCUUCGAAAUCAGCUCUAAUGGUGGAAAUGGCAGUCCCACUAAACCACGUGACUUUUCCUACAACUUAAAAAGAUUCUUUCGCUCUAUGAGAAAAAAACAAUACUUCUUCCUCUCUUCUCUUCACAUUAUACUUACAUUCCCUUAUCACUUCCCCUCUUUGGAAAUUUGAAAGGUGUGAGGAGGAGUUGAGGAUCAUCAUUAAUAAUGGCGGAAACAACAGAAACUAUGAAGAGUAGUAAUAAGAAGAUACCAGAAGUGGAGAAGAAAUUGAAAGAACAAACAUUACCGUUUUAUAAACUAUUCUCAUUUGCUGAUAAAUUUGAUUGUUUAAUAAUGAGUAUUGGUACAUUAGGUGCUAUUAUUCAUGGUUCAGCUAUGCCAGUUUUCUUCUUAUUAUUUGGUCAAAUGGUUAAUGGAUUUGGGAAAAAUCAAAAUGAUUUGAAUAAGUUAGUCGAUGAAGUUUCAAGGUAUUCGCUGUAUUUCGUCUACUUCGGAAUCGUUGUCUGUAUGUCUUCUUAUGCAGAGAUUGCUUGUUGGAUGUAUACCGGUGAGAGACAGGUGAGCACAUUGAGAAAGAAGUAUUUGGAAGCAGUAUUGAAACAAGAUGUUGGAUUCUUCGAUACUGAUGCUAGAACAGGAGAUAUUGUGUUUAGUGUUUCUACUGAUACUCUUCUUGUUCAAGAUGCCAUUAGUGAGAAGGUUGGGAACUUCAUUCACUAUCUUUCAACAUUUUUGGCGGGUUUAGUUGUGGGUUUCAUUUCAGCAUGGAAACUUGCUUUGCUCAGUGUGGCUGUAAUUCCUGGCAUUGCUUUCGCUGGUGGUUUAUAUGCUUACACUGUCACCGGACUAACCUCAAAGAGUCGUGAAUCAUAUGCUAAUGCCGGCAUAAUUGCAGAGCAGGCUAUCGCACAGGUCCGAACUGUUCAUUCAUAUGUGGGUGAAAGCAAGGCCCUAAAUUCAUACUCAGAUGCGAUACAAAACACAUUGAAGCUUGGAUACAAGGCAGGAAUGGCCAAAGGCCUUGGGAUUGGAUGUACCUAUGGAAUUGCAUGCAUGUCAUGGGCGCUGGUGUUCUGGUAUGCUGGAGUUUUCAUCAGAAAUGGUCAGACAGAUGGAGGAAAGGCCUUCACAGCAAUUUUCUCGGCUAUCGUUGGUGGCAUGAGCUUGGGUCAGUCAUUUUCAAAUCUUGGGGCAUUUAGCAAGGGUAAAGCAGCAGGAUACAAACUAAUGGAGGUUAUUAACCAAAAACCUACAAUAGUUGAGGACCUUUCAGAUGGAAAGUGUUUGGACGAGGUUAACGGAAAUAUUGAGUUUAAAGAUGUAACCUUCAGCUAUCCUUCACGGCCAGAUGUCAUCAUCUUUCGAGAUUUCUCGAUUUUCUUCCCUGCAGGAAAGACUGUUGCUGUGGUUGGAGGUAGUGGAUCGGGAAAGAGCACUGUUGUGUCUCUGAUAGAAAGGUUCUAUGAUCCGAAGCAAGGACAGGUCUUGAUUGACAAUGUGGAUAUAAAGACCCUUCAGUUGAAAUGGUUAAGAAAUCAGAUUGGUUUGGUGAACCAAGAGCCAGCUCUUUUUGCAACCACCAUACUAGAAAACAUACUCUAUGGAAAGCCUGAUGCUACUAUUGAAGAAGUCGAGGCAGCUACUUCUGCUGCCAAUGCACACAGCUUCAUCUCUCUGCUUCCCAAUGGAUACAAUACACAAGUGGGAGAACGAGGUCUCCAACUCUCUGGUGGUCAGAAACAAAGAAUUGCCAUUGCUAGAGCCAUGUUGAAGAACCCAAAAAUUCUCCUCCUUGAUGAGGCUACUAGUGCUCUUGAUGCAGGUUCAGAGACCAUGGUUCAAGAGGCUCUAGACCGGCUUAUGGUUGGGAGAACAACAAUUGUUGUUGCCCAUCGCCUUAGCACCAUAAGAAAUGUUGACAGCAUUGCUGUGCUCCAGCAAGGCCAAGUUGUGGAGACUGGUACUCACGAAGAACUUAUAUCCAAGGUUGGAGCUUAUGCAUCCCUUAUCCGAUUCCAGGAAAUGGUGAGGAAUCCAGAGCCUUCAGACCACCGUUCACGUUCAACGCGUCUAAGCAGUUCUCUCUCUACCAAGUCUCUAAGCCUCCGUUCUGGUAGUUUAAGGAACUUGAGCUAUCAAUACAGCACUGGAGCUGAUGGAAGGAUAGAGAUGAUCUCCCAUGCUGACAAUAACCGUAACCGCCCAGCCCCAAAGAACUACUUCUUCCGUCUUCUUAAAUUGAAUGCACCUGAAUGGCCAUAUUCAAUAAUGGGAGCAGUUGGAUCGGUGUUAUCAGGUUUUAUAGGUCCAACCUUUGCUAUCGUGAUGAGUAACAUGAUCGAUGUAUUCUAUUACAAAGAUCUUGCUGCGAUGGAGAAAAAGACCAAGGAAUUCGUAUUCAUUUACAUAGGGUGUGGUCUUUAUGCUGUAGUUGCUUAUCUUACACAACAUUAUUUCUUCAGUAUCAUGGGAGAGAAUCUCACAACUAGAGUAAGAAGGAUGAUGCUCGCAGCAAUCUUAAGGAAUGAAGUUGGAUGGUUCGAUGAGGAAGAAAAUAAUUCAAGCCUUGUUGCAGCUCGUCUUGCCACAGACGCUGUUGAUGUGAAGUCGGCAAUUGCUGAAAGGAUCUCAGUCAUACUACAAAACAUGACUUCGCUUCUUACGUCAUUUAUAGUAGCUUUCAUAAUUGAAUGGAGGGUCUCACUCCUUAUUCUAGCUACCUUCCCACUUCUCGUCCUUGCAAAUUUCGCUCAGCAACUUUCUAUGAAAGGGUUUGCCGGAGACACAGCCAAGGCACAUGCAAAGACAAGCAUGAUUGCAGGAGAAGGUGUUAGCAACAUCCGAACAGUAGCCGCCUUCAAUGCACAAGACAAGAUCCUCUCACUCUUUUGUCAUGAACUUCGCGUUCCUCAAAUCCAAAGCCUUCGUCGAAGUCAGUUUGCAGGAUUUCUCUUUGGUCUUUCACAACUUGCACUCUACGGUUCUGAGGCAUUAAUUUUGUGGUACGGUUCCCACCUAGUGAGUCAAGGGGCAUCAACUUUCUCAAGGGUCAUCAAAGCUUUCAUUGUCCUUGUCAUUACUGCCAAUUCAGUUGCAGAGACUGUUAGCCUUGCACCCGAGAUUAUUCGUGGUGGUGAAGCAAUCAGUUCCGUUUUCUCAAUCCUUGACCGGUCUACUAAAAUUGAAUCCGAUGACUCAGAGGGUGAGCAAGUAGAAACCAUUCGUGGAGAUAUUGAGCUACGACAUGUCGAUUUUGCCUACCCAUCAAGACCUGAACAAAUAGUAUUUAAGGAUCUCAACCUUAGAAUCCGAGCUGGCCAGAGUGUCGCACUUGUUGGUGCAAGUGGCUCCGGAAAGAGUUCUGUGAUCUCAUUGAUUGAACGAUUCUACGAUCCUUUGGCUGGUAAAGUGAUGAUUGAUGGGAAAGACAUUCGAAGGUUGAACCUAAAAUCUCUUCGUCUUAAGAUUGGAUUGGUACAACAGGAACCAGCACUAUUUGCAGCAAGCAUUUUCGACAAUAUUGCAUAUGGUAAAGAUGGUGCAACUGAAGCAGAAGUGAUUGAAGCAGCUCGUGCAGCUAAUGUUCAUGGAUUUGUAAGUGGGUUACCAGAUGGAUAUAAAACUCCAGUAGGAGAGAGAGGAGUACAACUUUCAGGUGGACAAAAACAAAGAAUUGCAAUUGCUAGGGCUGUGCUAAAGGACCCAGCAGUAUUACUUCUAGAUGAAGCUACAAGUGCACUAGACGCAGAAUCCGAAUGUGUUCUUCAAGAGGCUUUAGAGAGGCUAAUGAGGAGGCGAACAACAGUUGUCGUAGCCCAUCGAUUAUCAACCAUAAGAGGUGUUGAUACCAUAUGUGUUGUUCAAGAUGGACGAAUUGUGGAACAAGGGAACCAUUCAGAUUUGAUAACACGGCCUGAGGGUGCGUAUUCUCGGCUUUUACAACUGCAACGCCACAUUUGAAAAUCAACAAUUUUGAAUGCGUUAUCAGUUAAUGUGAAUUGUUCGGCCUCUUGUACCGUUUAGUAGGGUGGAUUUGUCAUGUUUUAUGAGAAAGGUCUAAUAAUUAUAAACCUUUUCUUUCAAUGUUUUUCUCUUUUUUUUCCCCCUUUUCUGAUGGUUGUCGUCUUGUAGAUAUAUGAGAAGAUAAAAAAGUUGUUUCUGAUUCAAGUCUUCAUCUAAUUUUUCCUAAUUUGAAAGAGAAGCAAGUAUAUCUUAAUAGAUAGUUAGAGA
Messenger RNA from Papaver somniferum (opium poppy), 4518 nucleotides. Its product is annotated as ABC transporter B family member 19. Gene Ontology annotation, biological process: transmembrane transport. The record is from RefSeq and is a predicted model, not a curated record. Gene Ontology annotation, molecular function: ABC-type transporter activity; ATP hydrolysis activity; ATP binding. NCBI's taxonomy places the organism in Eukaryota, Viridiplantae, Streptophyta, Magnoliopsida, Ranunculales, Papaveraceae. The coding region runs from base 493 to 4248 and encodes 1251 amino acids. Gene Ontology annotation, cellular component: membrane. The transcript is spliced from 11 exons.